GUUCUGAUGUCAAUGCGCCGCUUUCGCGUCCCAAAUGUCCGACUUAUCAAACCACUGUCAUUGCUGCCUCGCGCUGUCCAUGCCACCCUGGCACACCAGCCUGUACCUGGACCCGAAAGCACUCCAACCCCCCCGCUAAAGUCAAACCAAAAUUUGAUGUCAUUCAAUAUGGAGACUGAUAUCCUACCCGUAGACCCUAACAAACUGGGUAGGAUAUCUGUUAGCCAAUCACAUGAUGCGCUGGUGGAUGAGUGGACCAUGGAGUAUACCGCGGGAAAGGAUCUAGACAGCAUGCUUCGCGCAGCGCAAGAACUAGCAACCUCAGAUGUACCUGUCGCCUUUCCGACUGAGACAGUGUAUGGACUCGGCGCCGAUGCGACUCGGAGCUCCGCCGUACGAGCUAUCUUCGCUGCAAAAGGCCGGCCUGCCGACAACCCGCUCAUCAUCCACGUCUGUUCAGUAGCACAAUUAAAGGCUUUAUUAAGGCCAGCUGGGACAGCUCAGGAGGACUACGAUCCUAUCCCGGAGGUAUACAAGCCGUUGAUUCAGAGGUUCUGGCCCGGUCCACUCACUAUCAUUCUUCCCAACCCAAGGAGCUCGGCCCUUUCUCCAGAGGUCACGGCAGGACUCAGCACGUUUGGCGCCCGCAUGCCGCGGAGCAUACUUGCCCUAGCGUUAAUCCAACUGGCUGGUGUCCCUCUCGCGGCUCCUUCAGCAAACGCAUCUACUCGGCCCUCUCCCACUGCGGCCGAACAUGUCAAGGACGAUUUAGGCGGGCGAAUCCACACAAUUAUCGAUGGUGGCCCCUGUGAGGUAGGUGUUGAAAGCACAGUGGUAGAUGGGCUCUCUUACCCACCAACCAUUCUGCGUCCUGGUGGCAUCACCGUGGAGCAGUUACGGAAAUGUCCAGGGUGGGAAGAUGUACUUGUAGGAUAUAAUGAUUCUCCCGAAAAGGGGCUUCGGCCGAAGGCUCCUGGGAUGAAGUAUCGCCAUUACUCCCCAAACGCCACCGUUUUCUUGUACGAGGCAGGUGCAAGAGUUCCCGAGCCCGAGAGCGUAUUGAAACUGGCGAAAACUCACGGAUCGAUUGGAAUCAUUAGAACUAAGAGGUGGCCAAUUGCCUUGAGUCUACCAAUUAUUCGGAGAACACACGAGGCCUGCCAACAGCCGAAUAUGGAUUCGUACCCUAUCCCGGUUCAUAAUGGCCAAACGGAACAUUUAAAAACUUCCAAUAUCUUACGUUCAGUAAUUCAACACCAAGCCCCUUACGCAGAACACUUGAAAGUAAACGACGACUUAUCUCGCCCCGUGGAUGUAUAUGACGUUGGCCUAGGCGCGGAUGUCAACGCAGUAGCACAUGGACUAUUCUCCGCUCUUCGAGAGCUCGAUAAAAAGGGUGUUGGUGUGAUAUUCGUGGAAGGUAUCGAUGACAAGGUUGGAGACGACAUAGCGGCAGCCGUUAUGAAUCGGCUUCGGAAAGCCGCAGAAAUUAGAGCAUGAGAGAUGUGAAUAUUUCCAACUGUUCGCUUCUCGUGUGCUGUUCCCAGCGCACUUCACUUUGCUGUACGCGAAUCAUGAGUGACUACCUCAAUCUCGACCCUCAUACCAUCCAGGCCUAGCUUUGUAGCCCCUACAGUAGCCCAAAUCGGCCAGUGCCGCUGUACCCAUUUCUCGAAAUUUCUCGCCAUUGUUCCCAGAGCCUCAUCGUUUAGCGGUAAAUGGUACGAAUUGAGGGUCAAGGCUUGCAACCACCCUCUUCCGCACAAGUCUACAUUUGCAAAUGCUUGGUCGAUCUGGGCGUUGAUCUUGAUGUAGAUGUGCUCCGUGAGGUAAUACCACCCCCUGGUUCUUCUGUAAAUCGAAGAUUAGGAGAUGUGGGGAGUAAUUCUUUUGUCCUCCACGUUUAAUACAAUCACCAAUAUGAGCAGCUUGGCUGUACCUGUAUUUUUCAC
Molecule: messenger RNA, 1952 nt
Organism: Lindgomyces ingoldianus
Lineage: Eukaryota; Fungi; Ascomycota; Dothideomycetes; Pleosporales; Lindgomycetaceae
Product: translation factor
Exons: 1
Coding region: 169-1500 (443 amino acids)
Biological process (GO): regulation of translational fidelity
Cellular component (GO): cytoplasm
Molecular function (GO): tRNA binding; double-stranded RNA binding; nucleotidyltransferase activity
Source: RefSeq, a predicted model, not a curated record